This is a messenger RNA of Archocentrus centrarchus (flier cichlid), 2909 nucleotides long. RefSeq names its product UDP-Gal:betaGal beta 1,3-galactosyltransferase polypeptide 6 (gene b3galt6). The coding region runs from base 287 to 1306 and encodes 339 amino acids. The record is from RefSeq and is a predicted model, not a curated record. NCBI's taxonomy places the organism in Eukaryota, Metazoa, Chordata, Actinopteri, Cichliformes, Cichlidae. The transcript is spliced from 2 exons. Gene Ontology annotation, molecular function: galactosylxylosylprotein 3-beta-galactosyltransferase activity. Gene Ontology annotation, cellular component: Golgi membrane. Gene Ontology annotation, biological process: glycosaminoglycan biosynthetic process; protein O-linked glycosylation.
ACUAGGAGGCAGACAGAGAUUGCAUUGAUACCUUGUGUGCGGAGCUCCUAGACAGAGGCUGCUUAUUGUAACCCAGGCUGACCCCGUUAAAAACUAACCGGUUUCCUGCCUUCCUCUCAAUAUGAACUGGCUUUGUGCGUUUGCAUUCAGGACAGUGAGCUUACAAAGUGCGCAGAUGGUCUUGUCUCGGUAGCUAUCGCUAGCUCUGCAAAGCUGCUAUCAGUGGUCCGCUCCAGCUGUAUCAUUCACAGCACAGACACGCUUUAAUUUGCUAAGAGUAGGCAUCAUGAAUCUGUUUCGUCUGGUGUGCCGCCACAAGACAGCUCUGGUCAUUGGCACAGUUUGCAGUUUUGCUGUGGUGCUUGUCUUCUUGGCAAAAUGCACAUCAGAAACCUUGAAACAGGGUCACCCCGAUCCUCCAGGUCGAGCCCCGCGAGCCAGUGGUUUGCAGCCGCGUCCAGCGCAGCAGAAUCCUCCCUCCACAUCCAAAGACUUGUCAGCAUUCCUCGUGGUCCUCAUCACAACGGGACCAAAGUACACGGAGCGACGUAGUAUUAUCCGCAGUACCUGGCUCGCCAAGCGGGACUCUGAUGUUCUGGCCAUGUUUGUGGUAGGAACACAGGGCCUUUCCAGUGAGGACCUUCAGAAUCUUAACACAGAGCAAGGGCGGCACAAGGACUUACUCUUACUGCCUGAUUUGCGAGAUUCUUACGAGAACUUGACACUCAAACUGCUCCACAUGUACUCCUGGCUGGACCAGAAUGUGGAAUUCACGUUUGUCUUCAAAGCAGAUGAUGACACAUUCGCUCGCUUGGACCUCAUUAAAGAGGAACUGAAGGGGAAAGAGGCCAACCGGUUGUACUGGGGCUUCUUCUCGGGGAGAGGCCGAGUGAAAACGGCGGGGAAGUGGCGCGAAAGCUCGUGGGAGCUGUGUGAUUACUACCUCCCCUACGCGUUGGGAGGUGGCUACGUGCUGUCGGCCGAUCUAGUGCGUUACGUGCAUCUCAAUGCAGGGUACUUCAAGACGUGGCAGAGCGAGGACGUGUCGCUGGGUGCGUGGCUGGCACCAGUAGAUGUCCGGCGGACCCAUGACCCACGCUUUGACACGGAGUAUAAAUCACGUGGGUGCAAUAACAAAUACCUGGUGACGCAUAAGCAGAGCUUGGAGGACAUGUUGGAAAAACAUCAAACUCUGCAGCGCGAUGGCAGGCUCUGCAAGGAGGAAGUCAAGCUGCGACUGUCCUAUGUGUAUGACUGGAGUGUGCCACCCUCACAGUGCUGCCAAAGAAAGGAUGGGAUCCCAUAAUUGUUGUGUUUUCUAAAAGGCUGAAGUUUGCUUUAUAUCUAUUCAUGUCAUCCAAUCAGGAAUGUUAUUGGACUUCUUUCCUCUAAAUCUCCAUUGUUUUUCCCAUUUAAAGUCAUGUAACUGGUACAAGAUAUUAUAUGCAUUGGAGCAUACACACACAACACAACAAGGGUGCCAUUCACUGUUUUUCUUUUACCAGGCUAAAGCAGCUUUAAGAGGUCUAAAACUAUAAUCGGCUUCAUUUCAAUUUUGUGCGGGUUUGACAUGUUAUAGCAGUGGUUGUGGGGUAAAUAUGCGGUUUGGGUGGAGAAAAAAGCCAUGAAAUAAGAGACACAUUUUCACAAAUCUGAAGCUGUGUUUCAAACACUCUUUGAGGGUCCACUUGUUAUUCUCGUCUAAGUUUGACAACUCCAUACCCGCUUGACACGGUGUAAAACCGAAAUCACCCAUUUUAAGCAGAGCUGCAGCUUUUAUUAUGAUGUUCUGUACCAAUUUUACAGCUUGAAAUUGUUUAACUAGAGAACUGCCAAGAGAUACUACCCUUCAAGUGUUUAAUCAGAAGCCAUUUCCAGUCCUCUUUCAUUGUUGAGCUCCUUUAGGUGUUACUGUCAGUGCUUACCGUAUCACCUUUUGGUGGCCUACUUCUCUCCACUGUCUGUGCGUAAUCUUAAUCUGCUGUACCAUUUGCUAAAUAUUUCCCAGUACUAUGAGGUAUGUUUCAAGUUUAUUUCAAUGUAGAAGAUAGUACAAAGAAAGACAGAUUGUUAACCCUGCUAUUGAUGUCUACUUUUUUGUGAAAGCAAAUUUUUUUGUAUUUUAUUUAUUGUUAAUUUAUUCUGCAGCAAACACAACACACUUGUAUUGAUUCCGGACAGACGUGCAGUUGGUGUGGCUGUAUUUAAAGUUUGUAUUUAAAAUAUAUUGGAGAAAAUUCACAUAAAUCAUGGUUGAGAAAUGUUGACUUUUUAAAUGCAAUGCUUUUGUUUACCAUUUAUGGCACACAAGGUUUCACGUUGUUUAUUUUUUAUUUUUUCCUUAUACUGGAACCUGUGUGAGAAGUUUGCGAUGGUACUUACAUUUCUGACAGCAUUUUACAGUCGAGUUGUGGAUAUUUACUGUACAGAGACAUAAAUGUGAAUGUUUGUUUGCAGCUCAGCACAGAUUCACGAGUGGACUACCAGCAGGCACUUGGUCACUUUUGUUUAAGCAAGAACACUUGUUUUAAUUUCCCUUAAUCGUUAUUCAUCCAUUGUCUGUUUUCUCUGAUGUUAGGCUCUCAAACUGAAACCCGCCUUGUGAUGUCAGUAACCUUUUCCCAAAACUUGUGAAAUCUGUACAACAGCUUUGAUUAAAGAGUAAGAUAUAUUGGAGCACUCUAAGUGAAGAGUGCUGCACAAAGGGCAACAUCCAAGCAAAUUUUUUUUUUUUCCAUUUUAAUGACUGCUGUUACAUCGCAGUGAAUAAUGACAUGACUUUUCUCACUGUUGUCAGUAGCAGUUUUUGAUUCAGUGCAUCUCAAGUUUUCACCACUGUUAUUUUUUUUUUAUAUACAUGGUCAGCCACCCUGGAUGUUUUUAUUAAAAAAUAUAUACAUAUAUUAUUG